AUGAGUCCUGCCGGCACAGUGACAACGAGCAGCGGGGUUACCCGCUCCAUGGAGUCGCGAACUGGGAGGAGCAAUCAAAGAUACAACACCAAAGGCGAACGCUUGGUCGCUGGAGUCGUGCCUCUUACUGAGGACAAGUCGUACGUGAUGUUGAUCCAGUCCACGCGCCGGAAGGGCUGGGUACUGCCCAAGGGCGGCUGGGAGACCGACGAAGAGUGCCAUGAGGCUGCCGCUCGCGAGGCCUGGGAGGAAGCCGGCAUCUUAGUCGAAAUUGUUUACGACUUGGGUGAGAUCCGCGAGACCAGCCCGCGCAAGAAGUCGUCACAGACGAACUCUUCGGGCUCCCCCACUAAGGAUGGCAAGAAGGAAAAGGAGCGCUCGCUCUAUCACUUCUACGAGGUUACCGUUACCAGCGAGGAAGCCGAUUGGCCUGAGCGUGAAAAGCGUGAGCGUAAGUGGUUUACUUUCGUCGAGGCUCACGAACUGCUCAAGGACCGUCCUGAGCUUCAGACUGCCCUGGAGCGGUCGAGAAUGCGGAGAUCGCUGUGA
Thermochaetoides thermophila DSM 1495 is the source of this 549-nucleotide messenger RNA. RefSeq names its product diadenosine and diphosphoinositol polyphosphate phosphohydrolase-like protein. The record is from RefSeq and is a predicted model, not a curated record. Gene Ontology annotation, biological process: diadenosine pentaphosphate catabolic process; diadenosine hexaphosphate catabolic process; adenosine 5'-(hexahydrogen pentaphosphate) catabolic process. Bases 1 to 549 code for a protein of 182 amino acids. Gene Ontology annotation, cellular component: cytoplasm; nucleus. The transcript is spliced from 2 exons. Gene Ontology annotation, molecular function: diphosphoinositol-polyphosphate diphosphatase activity; bis(5'-adenosyl)-hexaphosphatase activity; endopolyphosphatase activity. Lineage: Eukaryota; Fungi; Ascomycota; Sordariomycetes; Sordariales; Chaetomiaceae.